CUUCCCAUCAAAAAGGAUACUUAAAGUUACAGAACUGCCGCGCAUGAUAUAGAAAGUUUUAGAUGAACUAAAAGACGGGGGAAAUGAGCAAGCAAUGGGAAACUCUCAAAGAAAACAGAAUGACAAGGUUGUGAUUGGUUAAUAAGCAUAGCUUUGUUUUGGAAAGUCAGGUUUAAUAUUGGAUAGGUCACAAUUUCGGUUAAAUCCUCUUUCUAGCAUUGUGGAGAGGAUGAGUAAGUGUAAGAAAGAGUUGAGUGAGAAAGAGAGAGAGCGGUUGCUCAUCCGCAGGGCCAGCGGAUCCAACGCCGCUCAGUUGGCUCAUAUGGAGAAGAUGCUGCAAGAAACCAAAGGCCUUCUGGAGAAGAAGACAGAGACAGAUUCAGAAAGCAAAGCAUGUGGUGACACUAUGGUGUCAGAUCUGGAGCAGAAGGUCCAGCGCAGCAAGCGAGACCGCCGCAACUCCCUCCACCGCACACAGCUGCUGGAGAGUCAGAUGAAGACGGUUCGAGGUGAGCUGGUGGGCACGCUGGACCACCUGGAGGAACUGCGCAACAAAUUGCGUCGCUCGCAGCAGAAAUCAGAAGAGCGGGAAGCAGCCAUGCAAAAACUUGCAGCAGGGCUGAGGUGAGACAUCAACUGUCCAUCUUCAGUUCAUCUCAUCGUGAAGACUUGACAACACCGCUGUUCAUCUGAAAUAGUUCCAAAUGACAUUAUAAAAUCAUUUUUUCACACAUUCCUGUGCAACCAGAUGCUGUUUUAAUAUCUCUGUUGGAUAAUUAAAGCAUGCCACAAUUAUUUAAAUGGCAUGUUUACCCUCCAAAGAUAGACACAGUUCUCUCAUUUUGGUUGUCAAGAACUCUGAUGUCACGAUAUCCUGUUUUUAUAUCCUGUUUUCACUGAAAUGCAGCCGUAACCAUAAUUUAUCGGACAUCCACAGAAUGCCAUGUUGACUUGUCAAAUAAAUUUCACACCCUGUCACAUUUGACACAUUGUAUGUGUUUAUUAACUGUAUGAUGGAUUCAAGAAAGUGCUUUUUGUUUUAGUUUAAGUCUUGGAUUUGUUAAGGAUUUGUUUUGUAAGAUAGAGCAACAGAUUGCAAAUAAUGUCUCUUUACAUAAGGCAAGUGGCAAAAUGUGUCCACCGGCCAUUUCUUGAAAUGAAUGCCUUGGUCACCUAUAUUCAUGGCUGUUUUUGCCUUUUUAAAAAAAAUUGGUUUAUUCCUGUGAACUUUCACAUGAUGUGCAAUGUUACACAUACUGUUUCAUUAUUAGCAUUCAGUAAUGCAGGUUAACUUUAGGCUGUGUGUGUUCAUGAUUUUGUUCAUUAAAAUAUUUAUGUC
Molecule: messenger RNA, 1339 nt
Organism: Pimephales promelas (fathead minnow)
Lineage: Eukaryota; Metazoa; Chordata; Actinopteri; Cypriniformes; Leuciscidae
Source: RefSeq, a predicted model, not a curated record